Messenger RNA from Uloborus diversus, 6965 nucleotides. Its product is annotated as netrin receptor UNC5C-like. Gene Ontology annotation, molecular function: netrin receptor activity; protein binding. The coding region runs from base 181 to 3123 and encodes 980 amino acids. Lineage: Eukaryota; Metazoa; Arthropoda; Arachnida; Araneae; Uloboridae. Gene Ontology annotation, biological process: motor neuron axon guidance; netrin-activated signaling pathway. The record is from RefSeq and is a predicted model, not a curated record. The transcript has 19 exons. Gene Ontology annotation, cellular component: membrane.
CGCAAGUGUCAAUACCAAAUAAACCAACUUAGUAGUCGGUGCAUUGACCAACUGUAUUCAAACGAUGAGUGUCAACAACUGCGGAACGGUAUUGUCCGCGAGGAUUAUUGUUGUCACGUGAAGUGAGGGGGCUUUUCUUUUUCUGGAGUCCGAUACCCUCUGUUUGAAACUGACCAUUCCAUGCAUUUUGUCAUGGAUAGGACUUGUGUUGUGUUGAUAUUUAUUUUUACUACAGUGUCACUUGUCAGCUCGGGGGCAGGAAGAUCAGCAAGACAUGACGAUGGAGGCUUACUCUUAGACCCAUUUCCCACCGACGAUGUUGACACUUCCGGACGUCCAGUGUUUUUAGAAGAGCCUCGAGACACUUAUGUUGUGAGAAGUCGACCGGCUACAUUAUCCUGUAAAGUAAAGAAUGCAUUGCAACUACAUUUUUCCUGUAAUGGAAAAGCUAUUCAUCACAGGCAUCAUAGUCAACAGGAGUUUGUUGAUCCACAAACUGGUGUCAGGCAUCUGGAGGUCAGUGUGGAUAUCACCAGGAAAGAAGUGGAAGAAUAUUUUGGCCCCAAUGGUUUCGCUUGCGGUUGUGUUGCUUGGUCAUCGAGCGGCACGACCAAAAGUAGAAGCGCCAUUGUAAAGACUGCAUAUUUGAAAAAGCAUUUUGAAAAUCAACCACUUAGCACCCACGUGGAAAUCGAAGGUCAAAUCUCUUUGCAGUGUCUUCCACCAGAAGGCGUUCCUCUUCCAGAAGUACUCUGGCUGAAGAAUGGAGAAAAGAUAGACACUGCCAAGGAUCCCAAUUUCAUUAUUUCCAAUGAAGGCAACUUGUUGAUAAGUGUAGUCCGGCUUGCAGACAUGGGAAAUUAUACGUGUGUGGCGAGAAAUCCAGCUGGCAGUCGGUACAGCGAGACAGCAACUCUUACGGUCUACGUGAAUGGAGGUUGGUCAACCUGGAGCCCAUGGUCCGAGUGUACUGCCAGGUGUGGUCGCGGAGGACAGCAAAGAUCCCGUUUGUGCACGAAUCCAGCUCCAUUAAACGGAGGGAAACCUUGUUCUGGAGAUCCACUUCAAAAAACCGAUUGUACUUCACUUUGUCCUGAUGUGAGGAAGAUCGGAGGACCAGAUAAAGCUGAAGAUGGCCGUUGGACGUCUUGGUCUUCGUGGUCGACUUGCAGUCCCGACUGCAAGCAUCACAGAAGACGAACUUGCAGCAAUCCGCCACCAAGUAACGGAGGACGAUAUUGCACAGGGAAAGAUCUAGCCACCAGCAAUUGCACUGGAGGCAUGUGUAGAGCAUCGAGGGAUCGAGAUCCUUUUGUGCUGUACGGAAGUAGCCGUUCGGAAGAAGUAAUACCGUCAGCAAGUGACAGCUCUGCAGUUUCUUUGUACAUUGGAGUCUUUGUCGCAGUUACCGUAUUUUUCAUUGUCCUAGUCGUACUGGUGUGGAUGGUCAAAAGGAUGAAAUCUCGAGACCCAACAAUGUACAGAGUACCUACUACGUCUGAUGUAGUGGUUGUCCAGCCUGAUUUGACUCAGAACGCCUUCCACCCCCGCAAAGAAAACUACAGUAGCGAGAAGAGCGCCCUAGUUUGUUUAGGAGCAAAUGCUGUUGUGCCGCUUCUCCCUCCUCCCCCCAAAUACAUGAACAACAACAACAAAGAAGAUCCACAUCAACCUCUUCUAGUGGCCACACCCAGAAACGGCAGCUUGGACUCAACGGAGAAAAUCCCCAGGUCCGAGUCGCCGGCAUCUGAGAUAAAUUCCUCUGUUUCGAGUGGAAGAGGUUCUGCUUAUGGUGCGUCUUGCAACAAUUCAGCUGUGUCAAUGGCAUUGCCCCCCAACGUCGAUUCCGAUCUCACCGUCUGGGCAUCUGUAACGAAAACUGGAGGAAGAAUAACGCUGCCCGAUACAGGUAUUUCUUUAACAAUACCCCGUGGAGCAGUUAGGAAAGGCAAUGUGAGUCUUUAUUUAGCUGUACUGAGAGAUGACAAAGACAGGCCUACUCUUUCAGAUAAAGAAACAGUCCUCAGUCCUGUAAUUCAGUGUGGUCCUCCAGAUUUAAAUUUCGUCAAGCCCCUAAUCCUUAGUCUUCCUCACUGUGCCUCAAUCGAAACGCCUGAUAAAUGGAGGAUUAGUAUAUUCAGCAGUGAAACUCCCUCAGCUGAAGUGGAAACUCCAGAGUGGAAGAAUCUCGUGACAGUAGGUGAAGAGACUAUAAUCACGCCUGUCUUCUGUCAAGUGGAUCCACAUCAUUGCCACCUGAUGACGGAGCAGCUGGGCAGGUUCGCUAUAGUCGGUGAAUCACUGUCUGGCCAGAAAGGGGUCAAGUCGCUAGCACUGGCCGCAUUUGGACCAGCAUUCCACUCAUCCACAGACUAUACGAUACGAGUGUACUGUAUCGAAAAUACCAAAGCAGCUAUACAGAGCAUGAUGCAAGUAGAAGAAAAACUAAGAGGUUCUCUACUAGAUGCACCAAAAUCCAUGUUGCUUCAAGAUGGAGGUUCCAAUUUGUGCCUUUGUUUAGAAGAUAUUUCCUUAGGUUGGAAAUGCAAACCCUUAGCCAAUUAUCAGGAAAUUCCCUUCCACCACUUGUGGAAUGGACGCCAAAAUCAUCUCCAUUGUUCGUUUAAAUUAGAAAACGUAGACCGUUCCUUACAAGCCGUGAGCUGUCACAUUCUGGUGUAUCAAAGAGGUGCGCAAGCUAAUCGGCAAGUGCUGCGAAUCAGCACUGACUACAAAGAAAAGCUUCCAUCUCCUGCUCCAAGUACAAUCGCUUCAUCUCUUUCUUCAUCUAUAAUCACAGAAAGUUCAGGGCCAAUACUCGCGGUGGAUCCCACAGAAAAUAUAUUCAGGUUAACACCAGAUGUGAGGAAGCAACUAUGCAUUUGUUUGGAUCCUCCUAAUAGUAGAGGAAAUGACUGGCGAAGGUUAGCAGAGGAAUUAGGCGUCAAUAGGUACAUCAACUACUUCGCUACCAAGAGCAGUCCGACAGAUCACAUUCUUGAUUUGUGGGAGGCCAGAGAACAAGAAAUGAACAGCCUUGGUAAUCUUCUGACCAUCUUGAGGGUCAUGGGACGAUGUGACGCAGUUCAAGUGGUAGAGAAAGAAGUUGGCUCUUGGAUAUGAAGAGAAAAUUUCGUGGUGCAGAUUUCAUCUGUGAGAACUUUGUGAUUUCCCCUGUGCCUCAUGUAAAUAGUUGAACAAAUGUAUCAUAUGUAAAUAAGCGCACGUACGAGUGAUGUGCAUUUGUUAUUUAUAUAGAUGUUCUUGAUGAACAAGAGAUAGAGACGAAACUUUAAACCUGAAGCCAACUCUGAAGAAAAGAGUAGCACAUAUUUUUUUGUUGCAGAGAAAUUUUAGGCUUUUCUAGAGACUAACGUUUAUGGACAUUGUUCGUACUGCUUAGAAAACGUUGGCGAGAAAUACUGUUGCAUUUCUUGUGAAAAGAAAUUGACUAGCAAAGUCUGUUGAAUAUUAAAGUUGCCAGGAAAUUCAAAAGCAUUUUAUAUUUCAAAAAUAAUUUAGUUUUUCCUUAUUACGACCACCGUUAUGUAAAUGGUUCAUUGUCAUCGCCAUGUGAUAGUUAUGAUCUGUAGAAGAAGUGAAACAGAAUCAUGCUCAUUCGUUAUUGUUUACCAUAAAAAACUUAUUUUUUAUUGUUCAAACUAUUUCAAAAUCAUUGUUAAAACGUACCUAUUAAAAGGCUUGUUUAUUUGUGCUGCCAUUAAAUUGGGCAUUUUAAUAGUAAAACCGCAAACCGAUUAUCAUUUGGAUAACGAUUAUCUGGCCGUGAAAUUAAGGCAGGUCCUAUAUUACUAGCAUGUGUUUGCCACGCUGGUUGUGGAUGAAACUUAUGCAUUAACUAGAUUUAUCAGACUUACAUACUAGAAUCUAAAUUUCUUAAUGUAAAAGGUAGAUUAUAAUCAGACCCAUCAUUUCAAACUUUUCCAGGGGGAGUCAAAAUGUGUUUUGUUUACUCAAUGCAAAUUGUACAGAAAAACAACCAAAAUCACACCUACUUAUAUGUAAAUACAUUAAUUUCCCAAAACCAGUGGGACGUGAGCAAUUGCCUCCUCUGGCUCCCUCUAUUUGAAAGGCCUAGUUAUAAUAUUGAACGAAAACAUUUUCUUUGUGAACCAGCAAUUGACGAAAAAAUUGCUAAAUUAUUGGUUCUGGAAAAGGGGAAUAUUUUUGUAUAAGAGUAGUACUGAGAUAAAGUGGCUUCAUUAAACCUGAAUACUUUAAAUACGAAAGGGAAAAAAAAGUAUAUUUACCUCUAUAUAAUUUUUUCAUGCUUAUUGAAGAAAAAUUAGCAUUUUAAAGCCCAUAUUAUAAGUGCCAAUGCAAAUUAGUUACAUUUACGUCAUAAAAAAAGAAUUUCUUAGGUGCUAAAUUUGGAAAUAAAGUUUAAUAAAUCUAGUUAAUACUUUUUUGAAAACAACUUUUUGUUAUCUAUUUACUUAAAACAGACUUUUUUUUUUCAAAAAUAUUUGUUGAUUUAGUAAAUAUUUCUACCUUCUUAAUGAGAAAGCGCACUUUUAAGGGUGUAAUAUUGAACUAUUUGAUAUCUAGGCACUUUUAUUCCUAUAUUUAUGUUCCGGUCCAUAGCAAUGCUCGUAGAUGUGAAUCCCACUUAGCUGUUGUAUUUUGUUUUAAUGUUGCAUCAUUCAAUGGAAUCGAUAGAUCUGAUUUUUUUAUGUAAUAAAUGGACAAUCAUGCAUUUUUUUUCUUGUGCAAUACUCCUCUAAGCACAUUGACUUAAUGUCUUCCAGAACCGCGCGACCCUUUUGAUGGAAGGAUACUUAUUAACAAUCAUGAUUAAAUAUGUUUUUAUCUAAAAGAUCAAUUUCUUCCCUUAAAUUUAUUGUUGCAAUAAAUGUAGACUUGCCUCAGAAUGCAAAAGAAUCUCGUUUUUACGAAAUUUUAUCAGUUGAAUGUGCGCUAAUAUGAAUGCAAUUAAUGUAAGAAAAUAUGGAGUAAAGUGGUGUGCUUUGUGCUAAGAGUGAAGUAAGCUUACCUUACCCUGACUAUAUUGUGGUAUACUAUCAGAGACCAAAUACAGUAUAACUUCGAUUUAACGAGACCCGAUUUAACGAUUUUCUCAAUUUAAUGAAAUAUUUCACUAGCCUGGGUUUGACUGUAGAAAAUGCUAAUGCUCCUCGAUUCAACGAUAUCCUUGAUUUAACCAUAACUUUUUCCAGUCGCUUGGUAAUCGUUAAAUCGAGGUUACACCAUAAUUCAAUUUUGCUUAGAGCUUUGAGGUUGUUUUGGCUUCGUGCUAAAACAUUGGAUUGGUAUACCAAAGGUCCGUCGAUCAAAACUUAGACUUUAUGUCCACCACGUACUCCACACGCAUUUCUCACCCGUUUACCGAACAUCACAAAUAUUGUGGACAACUAUUCGCAACUCCAGAGCUCGAAUACGCUACCUUGCGGUGAUUAACAAUACUACCGAAAAAGGUAAAACAUUCCAUUCCACGUGUUUUCUUUGGGGUAAAUUACAUUCUUCAGACAGUUUGUGGUGUAAUGUAAUUUCAGAAAAAUAGAAAAGAAAGCUUCCCACAAGCACGAUGAAAAAUUACUGUCAUUCACUAAACUUCAAAGCAAGUUAAAAGUUACGGCAUUUGUUUGUUUUACCUUUUUCAUCCGCCAUUAGACAGUGGUUGCAGCGCCCCCUAUAGUUUAUUGGAGUAGCGAAUACAGAAUAACGCCAUACUUCAUUUAGCCUUGUAUGAUGUAUGUAUUUAGGCCUAAAAUGGUUUCAAAUGAUUUUUUUUUAAGUAAAAAGAGUUAAUACAGUAAUUGUCGAUAAAUAAUUGUAAAUCAAUGUGAAUUAAGAAAUAGAAAAGGAUAUUUUCACUAACCAGAGCCCUUUAUGCGUUAUAGCAUAUAUAUUUCAUAAUCAACACAUCAUUCCAUUUAAGUGCAACACUUUUCAUAAUCUGAAUAAUUUAAUAAUCUGAGAAUCCUAUUCCUAUUGAGUUCGUAAAAACGAGGUUCACGUAAAAACGAGGCGUCAAUGAGUACCUUCCUCGCUCACAUUUAUAUGCAUUAUUUUCUAAAGAUUUUAAUUUUAGAUAAACAUCAGUUUUUAUGAAACAGAUUAUGUUUCAUUUCAAUUCAUUACAAAUUAAGUGAACUAUUAAGCAAAAUAAGAUACUUUGAGUUCAAGCAUGUUGUUGAUUAAAAAAAAUUAUUUUAAUUCCAAAUAAACAUCAGUUUUUAUGCAACAUAUUAUGUUCCACUUUAAUUUAUUACAAAUGAUGUAAACUAUUAAGCAAAAAAUGAUACUUUGAGUUUAAGCAUGUUGUUGAUAAAAUAAAAUAAUUUAUGUAACUGUUGAUUUUUUUUACGACCUCUAUAUUUUUCGAACCUAAACUAAAAAAUGGAUGUGACAUACUAGGGUUAAAAAGGUAAUCAUAUUGUCUGAUGUAGUUACCAAAUUUUGAACUCAUUGUAAAUCUUAGUUUAGUUGCAUUUUGUUGCAUAAAUGGAUGCAGUCUGAAAUUUAUAGGGUCUCAGUAUCAAUUAAUAGAAAAUUUUCUUUGAAAUUUGAGCUGUUUAAAGUUUUUUAUAGUUUUGCUUACAACUUCCUUUCGUGUCUCAUGUGCUAUGUUUUCCAUUCUACGUUCAAACAAUGUCACGUUUUCGUAAUAUUGUUUCUGUACUGAGUCUAAAAUUGUUAUUCCUUACUGCGUGUUAAUGUUUCAAAAUUAUAGCAAAUGAAAUUAAAAUAUUUAUAUAUUACAAAUUGUUAAGAGUAUAUUGUAUAGUAAUUAUUGGAAUUUAGAUCUUUACUGUCGCAUUUUUGAAUUGUAAAAAAUGUUUUAGAUCUUCCGUAAAAGGAGGAAGAACGCUGCAUCAUACCUGGUGAUCAAUCACACGUGUACUUACCAACUUGUGUUCCACGGUUAGUUAUUGCAAAACUAUGGUUCAAAUUGUAUAUAAAAAGACGAAACAUGUCUUAUC